CACACAGAAUAUUUGGCAAUGUGCGGCUGAGAGGAGGGCGUAGAGGAGGAGGAGGAGGAGGACAGGAAGGGCUGGGAGGAGAUCAUCAUAUUUUACUCCACUGUACUGAAGAGAAGUUCAUACAACCUAUAAGUGACAGAGACCUGACUGGAUCUCCGAGCGACCGUCACCAUGCAACAGCCCAGCGUGCCCGUCCAGGAGCCCGUGACUACCAGGAGAUUUCAGAAGCUGUUCAUUAGCCACACAGGUGCCACGGGUGAGCAGCUACUGAACCAGGAAAAUACUGUCCUCACCACCGGGGCCGGAGUUCCCAUUGGUGACAAACUUAAUGUCCUUACGGCCGGCCCUCGGGGGCCACUGUUGAUGCAGGAUGUGGUGUUCAUUGAUGAGAUGGCGCAUUUUGGCCGGGAGAGGAUCCCUGAGCGAGUGGUACACGCUAAAGGAGCAGAAUCCCAGCUCAGGGAAGGAAUUAAGGCUCCUGCUAUACUGUGAAGAAGACUGGUAUGUGGGAGAACAUCAGACCUCAGAGCAGCAAUUAACCCAGAGAGAUGAAAGUCUGAGCUUCCAAAUCCAGGCAAUUUACUGCAAAGAAGCUGAACGAAUGUACUGCUCAUCUGCUCAUGUAUUUAUUCCUGCUGUCCUGAAUCUUCCAAUCUUUCUCCCAUUCACUUAAAGUGACCCUGUCCCUAUAGAGAUGCAACUAAACUAAAGCCAGUCUGUAAAACAAAAUGCUGUAUAGGUAUCUUUCCAGUAGCCUGUGUUUUAAAAACCCCUCUGCAUCCCGCCCACUGCAGGUAACCUAAACUUCUGUCAAAUGCUUGCUCCCCCCCACUGUGCACUGUAGUCUCUCCCACCAACUCCUACACCACUGGACAUACACACCAAUGGGAGGAACCACAGAGCAUGGAAGGGGAACAGGUGUUUGACACUCCAAAAAGUGUAGGAUAUCUGCAGCACACAAGGUUCAACAAAACUGUGGAGUUUUAACACACAGGUCAAAGGAAAGGUAAGUAUAAAACAUUUUAUUUUAAAGGCUGGCUUUAACCCCAAAGAGCCAGAUUAACGUUUAGGCUGCUUUCACCAUGAGGUGUCGGCGCUUUACCGUCGUUUUUGAAUGGGCAUCGCGGUUGUCGUUUUUGAAUGAGCGGUGGCGCUUUGCAGGCGGUUUUAACCCUUUGUAUGUGCAGUUGGUAGUUUUUUUUCUUAUAUUUACAGUGCAUCCAGAAAGUAUU
Rana temporaria (common frog) is the source of this 1232-nucleotide messenger RNA. RefSeq names its product catalase-like. The record is from RefSeq and is a predicted model, not a curated record. Gene Ontology annotation, biological process: hydrogen peroxide catabolic process; response to hydrogen peroxide. Gene Ontology annotation, cellular component: peroxisome; cytoplasm; mitochondrion. The transcript is spliced from 4 exons. Gene Ontology annotation, molecular function: catalase activity; heme binding. The coding region runs from base 172 to 492 and encodes 106 amino acids. NCBI's taxonomy places the organism in Eukaryota, Metazoa, Chordata, Amphibia, Anura, Ranidae.